Molecule: messenger RNA, 804 nt
Organism: Tilletiaria anomala UBC 951
Lineage: Eukaryota; Fungi; Basidiomycota; Exobasidiomycetes; Georgefischeriales; Tilletiariaceae
Exons: 2
Coding region: 1-804 (267 amino acids)
Source: RefSeq, a predicted model, not a curated record
AUGCAGUCUCAUUCAUUCCACUCAAGCUCAGUUGCAAAAGGAAAACGACGCGCCCAGCCCCAGUCUCAACUCGACCUGGCGCGUGCUUCGUCGCCCAGAGGAAUCGCUUGGCCUGCAGACGCGAUUAAAGGGCGUCCAUCCUCAGUAUGUCAUGCUUUGGGUCGCUCUGGUCGAGCAGGCUUGGUGGCGUGUCAGCGAAAACUUGAACGGCCUCGACGCUUGAAUGAAGGCGAUGGCGGCGAUGUGCCGGUUGACAGUGACGGCGAUGAGAGCGAUGGGGGCAGUGAUAUUUUGGACGAAUUUCAGAAAGAAGAGCGAGAUAAUGAGCUUGCAUAUACCAUCUGGCGAAUUGAGUUAGCAGAACGGCAGGCUGCACUUACUGCCUCAGGGGAGACUUUUGCCGCAGGUCUGGAUCCAGAACUUUAUGAAGAGGAUGUUGCCUUCCACGAUUCAGGCUAUGACAUGAACGCGCCUCGGCCAUACGCGACAUUGGUGCAUCGGGAUAUUUCGCCGCCACUACCAUCUUCACCACCACUCGGACCCGCACCAUCACCUGUCCAAAGACAGCUGUCCAGCGGCCAGCCUUGCAGGCAUGUGCACUCCUCCAAGUGUUCAGAACUCGUUCAGAACUGCGCGAUCGAUGAAGAUGACUGGGACAUGACGGAUGACGACCAAAUGGACGAAGCAUGGCUCCAAGAACUGGAAAGGCUUGAUCCAAGCACUUCAGGUCUUUUGCCAACAAGUUCCCAAACACAAGGGCAGCCGCAGGCGCAAGGAAGUGGGGACGUAGACAUGCAAAUGUGA